UCCUUCUUUGGAGAUUUUUUCAUUAGGUUUGCAAAAUGAUAACCAUAUUUUUGAUCUGGGGAAUUGUUUUAACAAUGUGCUGUUAUUUAUGGCUUAUUUUUGGAAUAAGGAGAAGGAGAAUGGGUGAACCACCUCUGGAGAAUGGGUUGAUUCCAUACCUAGGCUGUGCUCUGAAAUUUGGGGCCAAUCCUCUUGAGUUCCUCAGAGCAAAUCAAAGGAAACAUGGUCAUGUUUUUACCUGUAAACUAAUGGGAAAAUAUGUCCACUUCAUUACCAAUUCCUUGUCAUACCAUAAGGUGUUGUGCCAUGGAAAGUAUUUUGAUUGGAAAAAGUUUCACUUUACUACUUCUGCAAAGGCUUUUGGGCACAGAAGCAUUGAUCCAAGUGAUGGAAAUACCACUGAAAACAUAAACGACACUUUCAUCAAAACCCUGCAGGGUCAUGCCUUGAAUUCCCUCACAGAAACCAUGAUGGAAAACCUCCAACUUAUCCUGAGACCUCCAUUCCUUCUUAAAUCAAAGAGCACUGAGUGGGUGACGGAAGGGAUGUACUCCUUCUGCUACCGAGUGAUGUUUGAAGCUGGGUAUUUAACUCUGUUUGGCAGAGAUCUUACAAGUCAAGAUGCACAAAGUGCCCUUAUUCUAGAAAACCUUGACAACUUCAAGCAAUUUGACAAAGUCUUUCCAGCCCUGGCAGCAGGCCUCCCCAUUCAUGUGUUCAAGACGGCUUUCCAAGCCCGGGAAAAACUGGCCGAGGGCUUGAGGCACGAGAACCUUCACAGGAGGGACCAGGUCUCAGAACUGAUCCGCCUGCGCAUGUUUUUGAAUGACACUCUCUCCACCUUUGAUGACCUGGAGAAGGCCAAGACCCACCUCGCCAUCCUCUGGGCAUCACAAGCAAACACCAUUCCAGCGACUUUCUGGAGCUUAUUUCAAAUGAUCAGGAAUCCUGAAGCAAGGAAAGCAGCUACGGAAGAAGUGAAUACAGCACUGGAGAAGGCUGGUCAAAGAAUCAGUUUUGAAGGCGAUCCUAUUUAUUUGAAUCAGAUGCAACUAAAUGACCUGCCAGUCCUAGAUAGCAUCAUCAAAGAAGCUCUGAGGCUUUCCAGUGCCUCCCUGAACAUUCGGACAGCUAAGGAGGAUUUCACUUUGCACCUGGAGGAAGGUUCCUAUAACAUCAGAAAAGAUGACAUCAUUGCUCUUUACCCACAAUUAAUGCAUUUAGAUCCAGAAAUCUACCCAGAUCCUUUGACUUUUAAAUAUGAUCGAUAUCUUGAUGAAAAUCGGAAGACAAAGACCACCUUCUACAGCAAUGGUGUCAAGUUAAAGUAUUACUACAUGCCCUUUGGAUCAGGAGCUACAAUAUGCCCUGGAAGAUUAUUUGCUGUCCAAGAAAUCAAGCAAUUUCUGAUUCUGAUGCUUUUAUAUUUUGAAAUAGAGCUUGUGGAGAGCCAUGUUAAAUGUCCCCCUUUGGACCAGUCCCGUGCAGGCCUUGGUAUUUUACCGCCAUUAAAUGAUAUUGAUUUUAAAUAUAAACUUAAAUAUUUGUGAAUAUGUGGUCGGGAAAAGAGUACAUUAGAUGAUGUUAUAGGACUGCCGAGCACUGUCAUUGAAAAGACCUUUUGGACAAAAACAUUUAGGGGUGAUGGAAGUUGUUUCGCACGUCCAGUCUGGUUCCAGAUGCCAUCUCACACAGUUGCUAGUGAAAAGUCUAGAAGCACAAUAAGAUUUUCUCACUGGGAUAAAUCAAUGGAUGUUCAUAAAGCUGGGGACUGAAUUUCAUUACCUUCAGAGGAAAAUACUUUUUUUUUCCUCAAAAUGAUGAUAUCUUAAUUGGCAGAAUUUUUUUUCCUAAGGAAAUUGCUUCAUUUUUUAAAAAAACCCACUCACUAAUUAUGAAAAAAAGAGUCAUAUUCACGUUUUAGUGAAAUGGCAUUAUUUUUUUACUAGAUAGUGAGGUUCUUCAGGUGUGAGCAUGUGUUAUAAAGGGUACUUUAAAUGAUUAUAUCAUGCUUUUUAAUAAAAAUAAUUUUUUUCAGCUUUCUGUAUGUCCAGCGUAUCUCUACAUUCAGGGUUUUUGAAAUAAUGAUAUUGGUGUACUGUAAACACUAGGGUAGUUUUGAUAUUUUUCCUUUAUGUUUUAACUUAUUGUUAGCGGAAACUGUUAUGCCAAGUUUCAACUCUCUUCUCUGCACCUUUAUUUGAUUCCAUAUGAAUGAGAAGAAUCAUUUUCAGAGAUUAAAAAGGCACUUUUUCUGUUAUUACUAAAUAUGUAUCUGUGAAAAGGAUGAAGAUCCUAUGUGAUACAUUUAAAAAUGAAAAAUGGAUGGAAAUCACUAUUUUAAAGCUUUGACUAUGAAACAUGCAGAGUUCAUUAAGUGAAGUUAGACAUUAUGCUUUACAUACUUUUUAUCUCUUAAGGACCUGCAGUUGAGAAAUUUAAGGCCAUAUGAUAG
This is a messenger RNA of Ictidomys tridecemlineatus (thirteen-lined ground squirrel), 2455 nucleotides long. RefSeq names its product cytochrome P450 family 7 subfamily A member 1 (gene Cyp7a1). Lineage: Eukaryota; Metazoa; Chordata; Mammalia; Rodentia; Sciuridae. Gene Ontology annotation, molecular function: iron ion binding; heme binding; cholesterol 7-alpha-monooxygenase activity. Gene Ontology annotation, biological process: cholesterol catabolic process; bile acid biosynthetic process; cholesterol homeostasis. Gene Ontology annotation, cellular component: intracellular membrane-bounded organelle. The record is from RefSeq and is a predicted model, not a curated record.